Molecule: messenger RNA, 2717 nt
Organism: Andrographis paniculata
Lineage: Eukaryota; Viridiplantae; Streptophyta; Magnoliopsida; Lamiales; Acanthaceae
Exons: 7
Coding region: 235-2334 (699 amino acids)
Source: RefSeq, a predicted model, not a curated record
UGGAAAUCUGGGGGUAUUUCAGUAAUUAACCAAGUUCGAUCUCUACCUGCAUUUAUUGGUACGGCGUACAUACAUACGCUACGGGCCCCCGUCCUUUCUUCCUCCGCCCCUCCGCUCCGGCGAAUCGGAAUCUACUCCCUCUUCUUGUCCAGAAUGCCCCAACCUCUGUAAACUCAACUCCAAUCUCCUGCUGCUCCACGUGCUUAGUUACGUCUGUCUCAUGCUGCUGCAGGGAUGGCCCAAUACAGGCAGUUCGGCGGCAGCGCUAAUGGCUUCCGAAACAGCCUCGUCUUGGAUCACGGCGUCCGUUCGGCUUCCCGCCACUUCCACCUGCGGCGAUCCAAACACCUACCGUUUUACCGGAGGGUUAUCCUCGGAUUCUGGCUUUUGGCGCUUUUUCUCAUUCUAUUUAUGUUGGCGUUCUUCUAUUUAUCCUUGCAAACUAAAGGCGGUGAAAUAAAUAGACAACAAGUCCAAGAUGACAAUGUGGGUGACAUGGGCAUUGAUACUGACUUCCUCACAAAUGUGACAAGGACACAAAAGUCAAAGGAACCUAAAUUUGGUCGUGGAUCAAUUGCUCAUGGUGAGAAUUCACGCUACUUGGCUCGAAAUGACGGGAGAAGAAAAAAUGACUAUGAUGAGGAUAAAUGGAUACCACGCCACGAUGAUUCUGAGGUUAAUGAUCACACAGCAAUUAGCAGCAAGAAUAUAAAGUCUUUUGUUGAUAAAUCUGAUAAAAUCUUGAGUCAACGAGGAAAUGACUUAUACAAUGAGGCUGGACGUAAGGAAUUGAAAUUGUACGAAUCUGAAUAUGAAGCCUCAUCAAAGGGUAUUGGGAAGUCCAAAGAUGCAAGUGGUGAAAGAAAUCAACAUUCUAUUUCUGGUGAUGACAUUGGGAGGAAACAUGAAGCUCUAGACGAUUCUGAUGAAUAUGAUGAUGGCUUGGACUCGCAGGAUGAUCACAUGGAAGAAUACAAUGAUGCCAGACUUGGUGAUAGGGACCAUACUAUUGCCACUAUUGAAACUGGGAGUUCUCCUGAUCGGUAUCAUGCUGGAAAGAAGAAGAAAGACAAUAUGAACGAGGCCCAUGAAGCUUCCUAUGAGUUGUCUAAAAAAGAAUAUCUACCAGAUACUCAGCAUUCUAGUGAACGCAAUUACUCUGGAAGUUUGAGUAUUAAUGAAGAUCAGCCCACCCAAAAGUUAAUUUCUGAAAGGCAAUUCGGUUCGAAGAAAAAGUCAAAACGUCGCAAAUUUUCUGGUUCUUGUGACAUGAAAAUUUUGAAUGCUUCUGCACUGGUAGAGCCAUUAGAAAGUCGAAAAUUUGCAAGAUUUUCCUUGCACUAUACAGAAGAAGAACAGAAGCCCAAUGAGGAUCAAGAAUGGGCAGCUAGAUUUGGUGGACACCAAUCUCUCAAAGAACGGGAGGAAUCAUUUUUGGCUCGAGAUCAGAAAAUAAACUGUGGUUUUGUUAAAGGUCCUAAAGGUUCACCAAGCACUGGAUUUGACUUGGCCGAGGAUGAUGCAAAAUACAUUAGUAGCUGCCACAUUGCUGUUAUGUCUUGCAUAUUCGGGAACUCUGAUCGGUUGCGAUCACCUGUCGGAAAGAUGGUCUCGCGCUCUUCAAGGAAAAAUGUAUGCUUUGUCAUGUUUGUCGAUGAAGUGACUUUGCAAACCCUUUCAUCAGAGGGUCAAAUGCCAGAUAUGAUGGGAUUUGUUGGGUUGUGGAAGAUUGUGGUGGUGAAGAAUCUUCCUUUCUCUGAUAUGAGGAGAGUAGGGAAGAUUCCUAAAUUUUUGGCACAUCGAUUAUUUUCUUCUGCCAGGUACUCAAUUUGGCUGGAUAGUAAACUUCGCUUGCAACUUGAUCCAAUGCUUAUCUUAGAAUAUUUCCUGUGGAGGAAAGGUUAUGAAUAUGCUAUUUCCAAUCAUUAUGAUCGGCAUUGUUUGUGGGAAGAGGUUGCACAAAAUAAGAAGCUUAACAAAUACAAUCAUACCAUUAUAGAAGAGCAAUUUGCAUUUUAUCAAGCAGAUGGAAUGAAGAGAUUCAGUGCAUCAGAUCCGAACAAGCUUCUGCCCAGCAAUGUUCCAGAAGGCUCUUUCAUAGUAAGAGCUCAUACACCAAUGUCAAAUUUGUUUUCCUGCCUCUGGUUCAAUGAGGUUGAUCGGUUUACACCUCGUGACCAGCUAAGUUUUGGUUAUACAUUCCACAAAUUGAGAUGGAUGAAUCCUGAUAAACCCUUCUAUCUGCAUAUGUUCAAGGACUGUGAGAGGCGAAAAAUUGCCAAACUCUACCAUCACAGAUCCCAAGAGAAGAGGAGGAACCCUCAACAGAUGUAGUUCUAUAGAUGCUGUCUACCUUUCAGGAGCUGGCUCAUUCUUUUGUACUAUAUUUUUGGCUACAGUAACGCCCAUUUCGUUUUUGAUUGGUGUAGAAUGUAAAUUAACAGUUCAAUGCAAAGGAUGGAUAGGAUUCAUUCUUCCAUUGGGCCAAUGCAAACUAAGCAAGGUCAGUUUUACUAGCUUCUAAUAGAUAGCAUUGAAGCAUUGACAUUAAAAUCUAGAAAUCCUGAUACCGUUUAUUUUUUACGUUCAUUCAUUAUGUGAUCAUAAUAUUAAGCUUCUUAUAUAGUGUGUGUGUCACACUCACAAUAUUGAUUUCAUUGAAACCUGGUGGAACAUUGUUUCUUAAUGCUUACAAAGUCUAUCUACACCUUUUUAUA